Messenger RNA from Saccoglossus kowalevskii, 2365 nucleotides. RefSeq names its product protein sprouty homolog 1-like. Gene Ontology annotation, biological process: negative regulation of Ras protein signal transduction; negative regulation of MAP kinase activity; negative regulation of fibroblast growth factor receptor signaling pathway. NCBI's taxonomy places the organism in Eukaryota, Metazoa, Hemichordata, Enteropneusta, Harrimaniidae. The record is from RefSeq and is a predicted model, not a curated record. Gene Ontology annotation, cellular component: membrane; cytosol.
AACAAAGCGAGACCGGAAACAGGUUUGAUAUGACCGGAUUGUGUUUACAAGGGACAUUUCUAAAGUAACUGCCAAGCAGCGCCAUAUAUGGCGAUAGCCACGCCUACAUUUGCAAUUAAGUAUUCACAGUAAAUAUACGCGUCAUCACAGAGUCGGAAUGACUUGGGUGAACCGAUGCUGAAUUUCAAAGCGCCCAGAACUGCUGUCUAAAUUCAAGGUAUUUCGAGUGGAUUUCACCGCUGAUUUCUCGUCGAUUGUUUUCAAGAACAACUGGCGUCCCGCUAAACGCGGUGGAAGCUUUGGAAUGUGAAUCUCACUACAAUAAUGGCUCGUCGACAGAAUGACGGUCUCCGCGUUGUUGAAUCUCAGCCACGAUCAAUCAUCGCGUAUAACAACAGCAUCUACAAUCCGUUGAACUGUACCCAGUUGAAAUUGAAUCAAGUUCGGGCAAUAGAAAACGACUACACAGAUCAUCUGGUUUGGGAGCCAAACGUCAAUAAUAGGUCGUCUUCACGCCCUUCCUCCUCGCCGACCCGAAAGGCACAUGUUUACUCGCACUUGAUGUUUGAUGAAUAUUACCAGUCUGCCAAAAUUCCAACUGGACAGUUGAAAUCAUCGACACUGGUCACGACAAAUGGAUACAAUUCCACGAACGGAACAGUUAUCCAGGUGGUGCGGUCGCCGCCGAGCUUCAACAAACCAGUACGGCCGCCACCACCAAAGAUACCCACUAGCAACUGGAAAUCCCACGACACCGAGAAAACACCGCCGGAACUUUCUCCGCGACCAGAUUUGGUGAAAGAACGACCGACAGCAAGCCACGGACACGAUCAAAAGUCGAUUUUAAUUUGCCCUUUUUGUGGACUUUGUAAAUGUGCUGGAUGUAAAAGCAGUAAGGAGUUACCGGAAAAGUGGCUAUGUGAUGGACGGUGUUUGCUCUCCGCCGAAAGUGCCGUGGAUUAUGGCUCGUGUCUCUGCGCCGUCAAGGGGACAUUUUACCAUUGUUCAUCGUGUGUUGCCAACGAGGACGAGGACUAUGGAUGUUCAGACAACCCAUGUCUUUGCUCAAAGCCAGGGGAAAAUCAUUGCUGUACCCGGUGGAUUACGAUGGGGCUUAUGUCGAUGUGUUUUCCAUGUCUCGUGUGUUACCUGCCCGGGAAACUCUGUGUGCGUAUGUGCCGCGCGUGCUAUGGUGGCACGCAUCAUAGGGGCUGCAGGUGCCCUCCGAGAGUCCAAGAACAACUAAACCAUUUACUCUAGUCAUUUAACACUGCCUAAAUAAGAAGCUAUGUCACUCUGACCACACAUGACUCAAGUCCGACCUGGUUGACAUUUUGUGGAAGUGCGGACACUCCCCCACACGCAACCGUGAGUGACACGAGCUCUUUAAUAACUCUCUCCUUUUAAGUUUUGUAUAUAAUGAAUGUUUAUAGUUAUUUGCUUAAAAACUAGCUUCUUUGUAUAAAAGGUAUUUUGUGUUGUGCUUUUUUUUUCGAACCAUGUUGUGUAAAUUUUAGACUUUAACGAGGCGUACCCAGCGAAAUAUUGGGUAUGUUUUCAUGGUUCGGAAAGUCCUUUAAAAUCCUAGAUUUAUAACAAUAUGCGGACCGUUUUCGAACAACAGUCGACAACUUCUCUGUUGAUUCGUCUUAACUUAUUUACAGUGUUUGUUUUGUGAAACAAGUUAUUUAGUAUCCUACCCCCAAUUUCCCCUUUUCGACUACUGGGAACAACUGUCACUGGCAUUUUACCUUGACAAAAACAGAAACAUUGUUGCAUUUUCACUGUGCCAUUUCCCCCCAGCUGGCGCGGUCUUGCGGUUUAAUAUAUUGUGAAAAGGCACUUAUUCCUCACUCAUUCUUUAUCGACUGGAGACAAAUUGUCUAAACUUCGUCACACAAGCUCACUCUUGGCAAAUCUCUCACUCCAAAUUACUGUUACUGUUGUUUUUGGGCAGUUCCGUUCCCGCAUUGAAAUGCGUUGUACAUGCAUGCCGUAUUAGAACGCUCUGUUCAUGUUUCAAUGCUACAAUAAUGCGUGGAUACAAUGUCGAGAAAACCACGGAAUAAAAGCGCGUCUAUGGAGGCCAUGCCUUUGUAAAGGGCAUCGUUUGUAGACACACUUUAAUAAUGCGGUUUUAAUGGGAUUGAAAAAAAAGACACUUUGCCGGUUCAACUGUGUUGCUGUUUGUUCAAUAUAUUGAUAAAUCUGCAUAUGUAAUUUUGAGAACAGGAAUUGCAACAAAUCACUGCCAAUUGUUAUUACCCUAUUAAAUGGCAAGUGUUAUUUUGCAAAAUAUAGUAUUUAAGAAAAAAAGACAAUUUCAGCAGUCUUGUUAUAAUAUAUGUAUUAAACUUUAGAAAAC